Molecule: messenger RNA, 1218 nt
Organism: Zymoseptoria tritici IPO323
Lineage: Eukaryota; Fungi; Ascomycota; Dothideomycetes; Mycosphaerellales; Mycosphaerellaceae
Gene: ACCS1
Product: aminocyclopropane-1-carboxylate synthase-like protein
Exons: 4
Coding region: 1-1218 (405 amino acids)
Biological process (GO): biosynthetic process; amino acid metabolic process
Molecular function (GO): transaminase activity; pyridoxal phosphate binding
Source: RefSeq, a predicted model, not a curated record
AUGAAAUCCGUGAUCAACCUCGCAAGGGCAGAGAACCAAGUCGUUCGAAAGGAACUCCUGGCAAUAUACAAGACCAGCAUCCGACGGGAGCUCCGAGUCGACUCUCUCACGUACCCUGACGGUCUCGGUGGAAGCCGAUCCCUUCGAUCAGCGCUGGCCGGGUUCUUCAACCGCUGGCUUUGUCCAAUUGAGCCCAUCAAAGAUGAGCACAUUGCUGUCACUCCGGGAGCGACAAACUGCUUGGCAACCAUUCUGAGCUGUACGUGCAGUCCCGGGGACACUGUCCUCAUCCCCGGCUCUUACUGGAAUGGCUUUGACGUCCACUUUCCUUUGACGCCCAGAGUGGUGAUUGUCAAUCCCGCACCCAAAGAUUCGCCCGCCAAUGACAUGGGCCCCGAGAUUGUCGCCUCGCUAGAGGAGACCAUACGCCAGCUAUCGAGCACGAAGAAACCGCGCGCAAUCGUCGUAACGAACCCUCACAACCCGACUGGACGCGUUUAUGAUCGGACUGUUUUGGAAGACUUGGCGAUUCUAUGCCAAAGACACAGCAUGCUUCUAAUCGUGGAUGAAGUCUAUGCCCUCAGUAGAUGUGCGCCAACCAGAACCAAAGGCACGAGCUUCCGGUCUGCUGUAUCGCUCGACCUGAAUGCCCUAGGGGUGGACGCCAAACGUGUCGUCACGGUUUGGGGGACCAGCAAAGACUUUGGCAGUAGCGGCAUCCGCAUUGGCUGUGCCAUCACUCGAGACCCACGCCUGCAGAAAAAUCUUGGCUUCCGAGCAACGCCCCAGAUUUGCGCUCUCUCCAGCCUUGUCACGACGGGCUUACUGAACCACUCAAGCUUACCACAUCUCAUCCAAAGAAAUCAAGAGUUCCUCGGAAAGGCAUACAGAAUUGUGGACAAAUGGUGCACGUCGCACGAAGUCGAUUUCGUACCGGCCGCGUACGGACUGUUUGUCCUGGCGCGACUUGCGCCUCUCGCCCAGACCGCCGAAGACGAGUGCGCGAUGUGUGAGGCUUUGAGCGAGGUCGGGGUUCUCGUCGCGCCUGGCCAGCAUUUUCACUGGAGAAGUUUUGGGUGGGCACGGAUAUGCUUUGCGGUUGAACCGGACACUCUCCGCGAGGCCCUUCGACGCAUAGCAAGUGCGCUGAAGCUGGCACGGACUCCUGUUUCGCAACGUGCUCGAGGGAAAAAUGGUCACAAAAAGCCAAACGUGUAG